AUGUUCCAGAUCUUCAGAAAUUCCAACAGCUCUAGGAUCCAGGUGUCUGAGUUCAUUCUGAUGGGAUUUCCAGGUAUCCAUAGCUGGCAGCACUGGCUCUCCCUGCCCCUGGCUCUGCUCUAUGUCUUGGCUCUCAUUGCCAACACACUUAUUGUGACUGUCAUUUACCAAGAGGCAUCACUACACCAGCCUAUGUACCAUUUCCUGGGCAUCCUUGCUAUUGUGGACAUGGGUCUGGCGACUACUAUCAUGCCCAAGAUUUUAGCCAUCUUAUGGUUCAAUGCUAAGGCUAUCAGUUUCAAUGAGUGCUUUGCUCAGAUGUAUGCCAUACAUUUUUUUGUUGCCAUGGAGUCGGGCAUCUUUGUCUGCAUGGCUUUAGAUAGGUAUGUGGCAAUUUGCAGACCACUGAGAUACUCUUCAAUAGUUACUGAAUCUUUUGUGGUCAAAGCAACUGUGUUUAUGGCCUUCAGAAAUUGUGUGGCUCCCAUGUCAGUACCUGUAUUGGCUGCUCAGAGAAAUUACUGUUCCCGGAAUCAAAUCAACCACUGUUUUUGUACUAACCUGGGGGUCACUAGCCUUGCCUGUGAUGACAGGAAAAUCAACAGCAUCAACCAGCUAUUCCUGGCUUGGGCAGUCAUGGGAAGUGACCUUGGUUUAAUUAUGGUUUCCUAUGCUUUGAUUCUUCGGUCUGUGCUGAGGCUGAACUCUGCAGAAGCUGCAUCUAAAGCCUUAAGUACCUGUACUUCUCACCUCAUCCUAAUCUUUUUCUUCUACACUGUUAUUAUUGUCAUGUCCAUCACCCACAGUGCAAAAAUGUCAGUUCCUGUCAUCCCAGUUCUGCUGAACGUGCUGCACAAUGUUAUUCCCCCUGCUCUGAACCCCAUGGUGUAUGCUCUUAAGAACAAAGAGCUCAAACAAGGCUUAUUCAAGGUGCUUAGGCUGGAUGUCAAAGGAGGCUAAAAAAGGAGAAAAAAUCAUUUUUACUAUUUCAAAGUUAGGAUGUCUGAUUAUACUGAUUAGUC
This is a messenger RNA of Mastomys coucha (southern multimammate mouse), 1022 nucleotides long. RefSeq names its product putative olfactory receptor 56B2. Gene Ontology annotation, cellular component: membrane. NCBI's taxonomy places the organism in Eukaryota, Metazoa, Chordata, Mammalia, Rodentia, Muridae. The record is from RefSeq and is a predicted model, not a curated record. The transcript has a single exon. The coding region runs from base 1 to 960 and encodes 319 amino acids. Gene Ontology annotation, molecular function: G protein-coupled receptor activity; olfactory receptor activity. Gene Ontology annotation, biological process: G protein-coupled receptor signaling pathway.